UCUGUUUUAUCCUCAUCAACAGCUUCUCAAUUGAGCUCUACAAACCUAACUAUCUAUCUUCAAGAUGGAAGCUAUUGGCAAAUCUCUGAAGGAAGCUCUCAAGUCUGCCCAGUGUGAGGAUCGCCUCACUGUUGGUGUCUAUGAGAGUGCCAAAAUAAUGAAUGAUGACCCAGACAGCGUGUCUCUCUGCGUUCUGGCCACCGAUGAGGAGUGGGAGUGUGACAUUGCUCUCCAGAUCCACUUCACCCUCAUCCAGUCUUUCUGUUUUGACAACGACAUCAGCAUCGUCAGAGUGAACGACAUGCAGCGCCUGGCCGAGAUUGUUGGGGACAAGACUGGCCAGUUUGAAGAUGCCCACUGCUGUCUUAUCACGAACCCAGCUGAUGGUUCUUGGGAGGACGCUGCUCUGGGGAAGCUGCACCUGUUCUGUGAGGAGAGCCACAGUCUGAACGACUGGGUUCCAGAGAUCACCCUUCUUGAGCGCUGAUCUGGGACUUGACUCUUCUCUCUUGAGAUGCUGUAAACCUUCAACCUAUAAGGAAAUACUCAUCCGUUUACAGGAUGACACUGUUUCUCAUCCCUGGAUACUCCUGAGGAGGAUUCCGUUCCAGGCAGCGCGAGGCCGGCCCGAGUGGCCCCCGCGAUUCGUUGUCUCUUGUCCCGUCCAUACCAAGAUGACUUACAUUCUUUAUGUGAAUGAGGUCAGGUAUGCCACGAGAGCGACAAAAAUGGCCCUCAUUCUUUGUGUGGAUGAGGUUUGGAGAGAAAGGAGAAGUGAGUUCUGCAUUUUGUGGUCCAAAGAGCAAACGUCUCACGUUGAAGCACGCGCAGUAGGAGAAGAAGCGGUGCCAAGAAGAAGCGUUCUUAAAAAGGGACUUUUUAAAAUGUCUUCUUGCUGAGCAGGAUAACGCCGUUGCAUUCAGCGAUAUACUUCCCACUUUCCAGAAUUGUCUUAAUUCUCUAAAGGUUUCACUUUAGAUGAUUUAAAUAUGACAAAAACAAAAAACAGAAAUAUUUUUUUUUAAAUGUACUUAGAAUACUCUAAAGGUUCAACUUUAGACCUUUAACAUGAGAUUUAUUAACAUUUUUAUGAAAGAUUAUUUCAGUUGUUAUUAUCAAAAAUGUUACAAUAUUGAACUCCUGAUUAUGUCAACAACUAAAAAGAAAGAUAUAUUACAUUUGUUGUUCUCUAAAAUGUUUUGCUGUUGAAUUCUUGAUUAUGUCAAAAAAUAAGAAAGAAGAUACAUGAAUAAAUACAUUGUUAUUUUCUAAAGGUUUCGCUUUAGACAUUUCUUGUACGA
This is a messenger RNA of Oncorhynchus masou masou (cherry salmon), 1301 nucleotides long. Its product is annotated as growth arrest and DNA damage-inducible protein GADD45 gamma-like. The transcript has 3 exons. Bases 65 to 487 code for a protein of 140 amino acids. Gene Ontology annotation, cellular component: nucleus; cytoplasm. Gene Ontology annotation, biological process: regulation of cell cycle. NCBI's taxonomy places the organism in Eukaryota, Metazoa, Chordata, Actinopteri, Salmoniformes, Salmonidae. The record is from RefSeq and is a predicted model, not a curated record.